AUGUUCCACAAAAACAUCUCAACUACUCAUCCAUCCAAGAACAAAAGUGGACAUGGCCUCUUCCCCUUACUCCUUCAGCAGUACUGUCAGCAUCUUCGUCUUCCUCCUCUUGGCGGCGGCGCGCUCCUAACAGUCUCGGCCACUCGCGCUGAGGUUACUGCAGCAGCAGCGCCCGUCGACCUGCCGUUGUUUCCUAUAUGCAAGACCGUCAUCGGCGCAGGCAAUCCAUACUUCGACAUCAACUUCUGCCUGGCGGCUCUCAACUCCGACAACGAGAGCCAGUACGCCGAUGACUAUCAGAAGCUCGCCAUCAUCGCCGUCGACCUCCUAACCGCCAACGCCACCAGCACAUCAGCACAGAUCGGUAAUCUGCUCAAGAAACAAGACAACAUAGAAGGUCCCAUGAGGUGGUGCCUGCAGGCGUGCCAGGCGUUGUACGGUAGCAUACUGCAAAUGCAGCCUAGGUGCUCGGAUCUAGUCAAGGAGUUCCGGUACGGCGAGGCGAAAUCUUGCCUGGACCAAGCCGCGAGGGAGGCGGAGCAGUGCGAGGCCGAGUUCGUCAGGAGGCAUGUGGCGUCGCCGCUGACGGUAGAGGACGGCUGCGCGUUCAAGCUGGCCAAGCUUGCAUCAGCUUUGCUCCAACAUGCUGAUGAUUAA
Molecule: messenger RNA, 657 nt
Organism: Panicum virgatum (switchgrass)
Lineage: Eukaryota; Viridiplantae; Streptophyta; Magnoliopsida; Poales; Poaceae
Exons: 1
Coding region: 1-657 (218 amino acids)
Molecular function (GO): enzyme inhibitor activity
Source: RefSeq, a predicted model, not a curated record